AUGACAUCAGAAUUCCAUGUAACUCCACUUACUACUACUACUACAACGUCGUCCAUUGCUCAGAAGAAGCCAUCGCCGUCACUAACGACGCCUUUAAUUGUCGGUGACAUUGAUGAUGCAGUCAAGGUGGUAUCCGCAUCAUCAGCAAAACUGGGAUUACAUCAUCAAGUCAAUACAUCUGUAGAAGAGACAUAUCGAUUGUUCAACGAUGAAAAAUCGAAAGUUCAUGAUAUAUCAAUAAAAUUAACAAAACGAAAACAAUUACAUAUUAAACGCCGUUUUAUUAGUGAUAUAAUGUGUGUUAUUAGUAUAUUAAGUAUUAUAUUAAUGGUUAUUGAAAAUGAAAUACAAUUUUAUGUUAGUUCCAUUGCUACUGCAGCAAAUAGAAUUCAUAGAGAACCAAUUGUAACAAUAAUAUUUAAAUCGUGUAUAACAUUAUCCACUGUGAUGCUUCUCGGUCUAAUUAUUUAUUAUCAUCGUAUAAACUUAAAUAUUUAUUGUUUAGAUCGUUCAACACCAAAUAAUUGGCGUUUAUCAUUUAGAGAAAAGCAUCUAUUAAGUGUUAUAUUAGAAUUAUUUAUAUGUUUAAUUCAUCCCGUACCUGGCGUUAGUCGUUUUUCAAUAAAUGAAAACAAUGGUGCUACUGGUUCCAAAUCUUAUUCACCAACUGAUGUUCUACUAUCAUUACCAAUAUUUUUACGUUGCUAUUUAAUUUAUCGUUGUAUUAUCUUACAUUCAAGUUUAGUAGUAGAUGCAUCAUCACAAUCAAUUGGUUAUUUAAAUCGUGUAAAAUUUAAUGCUGAAUUUAUUAGUAAAUCAUAUAUUAAAGAACGACCAGUAUUAUUUCUGUUUACUGUUUCAAUCAUUUGUUUUCUUAUUGGCUCAUGGUCAUUAAGGGCUUGUGAAUACAAUAAUGAGACGGGACAUAUGAAACUGACAAAUGCAAUGUAUCUAUAUGUUAUUACAUUUAUUACCAUUGGUUACGGUGAUAUUACACCCCAAACACAUGGUGGAAGAGUUAUUGUUGUAUUAAUUGGUCUAUCUGGUGUAUUUUCAACUGCAUUAAUCUUUGGUAUUAUAAUACAAAAAUUAGAAUUAAAUCGUAGCCAAACAGCUGUACAUAAAUUUAUAGCAUUAAUUGGGUUAUCUAAAGAACGUAAACAUCAAUCAGCAAAUAUUAUAAAAUUUGCUGUAAAGUUAUGGCAUUUAAGAUAUAUUCGUCGACGAAGUGAUGAUCGGAAUACUGGUCGGAAUACAAAUACAUUAUAUCGAAAACUAUGGGAAUCAAUAUAUUUAGUACGAAAGAUUAAACGCGAACAACGUGAAUUGAGUGGUAGUGACACAACAACAACAGCACUAUUUGACUUAUUAAAUUUACAAACAAUGGCAAAUACAACUGCGAAAAGUGUAACAAAUAAAGUUUUUUCUAUAGAACGAAAAGUCAAUGGUAUUGAGGAGAAAUUAGAUAGAAUUAUUGAACAGAUGCAUAUGCAACAAUUAGUAAUACAAACUAAAAAUUAA
Messenger RNA from Didymodactylos carnosus, 1521 nucleotides. NCBI's taxonomy places the organism in Eukaryota, Metazoa, Rotifera, Eurotatoria, Philodinida, Philodinidae. The record is from the annotation of a GenBank genome assembly.